Messenger RNA from Helianthus annuus (common sunflower), 1419 nucleotides. RefSeq names its product transcription factor TCP19. NCBI's taxonomy places the organism in Eukaryota, Viridiplantae, Streptophyta, Magnoliopsida, Asterales, Asteraceae. The coding region runs from base 131 to 1159 and encodes 342 amino acids. Gene Ontology annotation, cellular component: nucleus. The transcript has a single exon. Gene Ontology annotation, molecular function: sequence-specific DNA binding; DNA-binding transcription factor activity. The record is from RefSeq and is a predicted model, not a curated record.
UCCCCCUUUUUAUUUGGAAACCCCCAACAGGAUAAGUGGGUCUCAUUCCUCUUAUCUAGGGUUUGUUUCUCCCUCAACUGUUCCAUUUCCCCCAAUUUCAUCCCAAUUUUGCCCUAAUUCACUCACUCAUAUGGCCUCUAUUAACCCCACCCGUACCAACAACAAUGAUUCCGACGAUGACGAUGACGUCAGCCACACCGGAAUAUUAUCCGCGUCAGAUCCUUUACUCCGCGAUCCCUCCGCGUAUACAAUCACUCCGGUUCACCACUCGCCGCCGGUUACCGAACCCUUCAAACAAGAGCCACCGGAAAACGAAACUCCGUUACCGAUUGUUCCAAUGACGUCAUCUAACCACCAAUUGACGGUGGCGGUGCCACGGCGGACGUCAAAAGACCGUCACACGAAGGUUGAAGGACGUGGCCGGAGAAUCCGCAUGCCGGCGACGUGUGCUGCUAGAAUAUUCCAGUUAACGCGUGAAUUAGGGCAUAAAUCUGACGGUGAAACGAUCCGGUGGUUGUUGGAGCAUGCUGAACCGGCGAUUAUUGAAGCUACUGGUACCGGAACGGUGCCCGCGAUCGCCGUUAAUGUUAACGGAACGUUGAAGAUUCCGACGACGCCGAGUAACGGUAGUGAAGAACAGGAAGGUGGUGUGAAAAGACGAAAAAGGGCUUGUAAUAGUGAGUUUUAUGAUGUUAAUGAUGAUUCAGCAGGUUCUAAUGUUACCAAUUUUUCCAAUUUUGCCCCUGUGGCUCCGAUUGCUCCAACGGGUUUGGUACCCGUUUGGACCAUGGGUGGUCCGGUCAACGCUGGGGGUGGGUUUUUUGUGAUUCCGCAAAGUGGAGCCGUCGGCUCGGCUUCGGCUCAGCCGCAGCUUUGGGCUAUUCCAGCCGGCGCGACAACUGUGUUUAAUAUGGCGGCUCGGCCUAUUUCGAGCUUUGUGUCGGCUAUGCAGCCGGCUGGUGGGUCUGGAGCCGAGCCGUCCAAUAGCGGUGAAGAAAAGUUGGGGACUGUUUCGACGGCUAUGGCGCCGAGCUCGAGCUCUGUGACAACGGCGGCUACGGCUCAGGCUCAGAUGCUUAGGGAUUUUUCGUUGGAGGUUUAUGAUAAACGGGAGCUUCAGUUUAUGACGGAUGAUAAUCCGUCGAAAACGUCGUCGUAAUGAUGGAUUGUGUUAAGUUUGGUGGUUGAAUUGUUAGUUUUUUGUUGUUAGAUUUUAGAAAUCAUAUGAUGUUUUCGUUUUUGGUUUAUUUUGUAAAUGGAUUUGGGGAAGAAUAUGGUUUCGGUCUAGUGGGUUGCUAAAAGGAAGGAUUUUUAGAAAGUGCAAGUGAUAUUGCAUAAAGUAUAAGCUAAGGUUUUAACUUUGAAGGCAUUUUGUUCUAGAAAGUCAUAUGGAAUGCAAUAAUUUUGAUCUUAGUUUUA